Diospyros lotus (date-plum) is the source of this 1565-nucleotide messenger RNA. RefSeq lists its product as uncharacterized. Gene Ontology annotation, molecular function: protein binding. Bases 61 to 1416 code for a protein of 451 amino acids. The transcript is spliced from 14 exons. The record is from RefSeq and is a predicted model, not a curated record. NCBI's taxonomy places the organism in Eukaryota, Viridiplantae, Streptophyta, Magnoliopsida, Ericales, Ebenaceae.
AUCAUUUAAAAGUAAAAUAUGAACAUAUGAAAAUAAGUUAAAAGAAGUAUUACUAAUACUAUGCACUCUUCUGCCGCACGUUCUUUCAUUUUGAACUUUGUUGCGGAAACUGGGGGGUUGGGAACGGAGCCAAUGGGGGAGGAGGAAACAGAGAUGAGUGCCGAGCAGCAGCUUCCGAAGUCGAAUGAAGAUGUCGCCGGGAUCGCUCCAGCGGAAUCAGGAGGCGAGCAAGCAGAGCACUUCUAUUCGCCGCCGGCCAUUCGCUUCGACGUUCCUCCAGUUAGAACCUAUCACUUCUGUCGCCAGUUCAGGGCGUCGCCAAACCCUAACAAUUUCCUACAGGGCGUCAAGUGGUCGCCGGACGGUUCGUGUUUUCUCACAAGCACCGACGACAGGGCCUUUCAUAUUUUCUCAUUACCAGAUGAUGGAAGUAGCUAUCAUGGACAUGCUUGUUCUUUUUCUCCUGAUGCAGCUACAGAUUCUUUUGCUGCAAAUCUUCUUGUGAAUGAGGGGGAAGCUAUAUAUGAUUACUGCUGGUACCCAUAUAUGUCUGCUUCAGAUCCAGUUACUUGUGUGUUUGCAAGUACCAGUCGUGAUCAUCCUAUUCAUCUUUGGGAUUCAACUUCAGGCGAGCUGCGUUGCACGUAUCGGGCUUAUGAUGCUAUGGAUGAAAUUACUGCUGCCUUUUCCAUUGGUUUUAAUCCUGCUGGGACCAAGAUAUUUGCUGGGUAUAAUAAAUCUAUCAGAGUAUUUGAUCUUCAUCGCCCUGGAAGAGAUUUUGAACAUCAUUCAACUGUUCAAGGAAACAAGGAAGGGCAAUCAGGCAUUAUAUCUGCGAUUGCUUUUUCUCCGAAUCACCUGGGGAUGUUUGCUACAGGCUCAUAUAGUCAAACUACUGCAAUCUAUGAGGAAGGUAAUAUGGAACCCUUGUACAUAUUACAUGGCCAAGAAGGUGGGGUUACACAUGUGCAAUUCUCAAAAGAUGGUAACUACUUAUUUACUGGGGGCCGGAAGGACCCUUACAUAUUAUGUUGGGAUGUCCGAAAAGCUGUUGACAUUGUGUACAAGCUUUAUAGAUCAUCAAGUAAUACCAAUCAACGGAUACUGUUUGAUAUUGAGCCCUCUGGUCGGCAUCUUGGAACUGGUGGUCAGGACGGCUUAGUUCAUAUUUAUAAUCUUCAAACGGGACAGUGGGUAUCAAGCUUUCAAGCUGCACUCGACACUGUUAAUGGCUUUUCUUUCCAUCCAUUUCUGGCAAUGGCAGCUUCUUCGUCAGGGCACCGAAGAUUUAUAAGCCCUGACGAUUCACCAGGGGACUUUAGCUUUAGCGGGGAGGAAAACUGUGCUUCAGUUUGGAGCUUCUCUUUUGAUUCGAUAAUGGCGGAAGAUAACUUGUACCAGCAGCAGGGUCCUUGAUUUGUAUUGGCAGCAAGUAUGAGUUUUUAUGCAAUUAUAUAAGCUUAUUAUUGUAUUAUUUUGACGGUGUUGUUUAUCAACAAAUACUUGUAUAUGAACGUAAUUUUACCAGAAAACUCAUUCCAAUUGAUUGAAAAAUUCGUUGUAAA